Messenger RNA from Hemibagrus wyckioides, 2285 nucleotides. RefSeq names its product mitochondrial fission regulator 1 (gene mtfr1). Gene Ontology annotation, cellular component: mitochondrion. The coding region runs from base 217 to 1194 and encodes 325 amino acids. The transcript is spliced from 8 exons. NCBI's taxonomy places the organism in Eukaryota, Metazoa, Chordata, Actinopteri, Siluriformes, Bagridae. Gene Ontology annotation, biological process: aerobic respiration; mitochondrial fission. The record is from RefSeq and is a predicted model, not a curated record.
UGUACACGUUUGGAAAGAGUUCUUGGUGAGCAACAAGCGGUUUUUUUUAACGGGUUAACGAACUGGAAAAAACAGCGUUUCGACGUAGAUGGAACUAAACCGGGUUUAGCAGCGUGAUUCCGGGUCAGUCCAAAAAGUUCGACGAGUUUGUGAUUGACGUGAGGAUCUCAUCAUGGCAGAAGACCCCAGAGCAGCUGUAAGCACUUCGGUCUGACGAUGAGCAGGAACGAUGCGAGAAUAGAAAUGGACCUGGCUUUUGGAUCAGCGAAGCCGUAUGGGUCAUCUCGCAGUAUCGUCAGAUGGAUCGGAUCGACCCUCCCUCUCGCGCCGUGCCCUCGGAUCCACUUUCAGCUCCAGACGUUCAGUAUCGGAGCUGGAGCAGGAGUCCCGGGCGGUUCAGGAGGACAGGGCGGGCUCGUAGCCUCACUAGCUGAUAUAGGGUGGCUUGAGCAAGAGGAGAGCGAUGUCUCUGAGAGACGACGGUUGGAGGAAGGCUCGGGGUUAGUGUUUCGUUCACAACAGUGCCGGCCUCUCAGACGUCAGAACUCUUUACCCAGCAUGCACCAGGCCGCACCCGCUCCACAGAGCCAGACUCUCGUCAACGAGCAGGCCAUUCAGAAGAUCAGCGCUCUGGAGAACGAGCUGGCUAAACUGAGAGCACAGAUCGCUCAGAUCGUACAGGCUCAGGAGCGGAACGCACAGUCUGCAGCUCAUGCUCCAGGUGGUCCUCCUCCUACACCCUCAGCACCUUCUCUUGCACCUCCACCACCACCACCACCUCCCCCUCCUCCUCCACCCCCAGGCCCUGGCAUGCAGAGAAGCGUUUCUGCUAUUGACCUCAUCAAAGAGCGCCGCAGUAAAAAGUCUGAUCAGAACACAGUGCUGGCGUCGGAGCCUAAACAGCCCGAGAUGCCCAACAUGUUGGACGUGUUGAAAGACAUGGGCAAAGUGAAGCUACGCUCCGUUAAAAAUCGCGUUGAGGAAGAUCACACCAAGCCGAAAGCCAGUGAACCCGCAGACCCCGCUGCUCUCAUCGCCGAGGCUCUGAAGCGCAAGUUCGCCCAUCGCUACCGCAACGACAGCGAGUGUGAGAGCAACUUCAGUCUCCCUUCUCGAGAAUCCAAACCAUGCUCAGACACGCCUGCGUUUGGACAGCACAUGUUGAAAUCGACAGGAAGGAGAAAACUCGUGUGACGUCGGAUUUGUGAGCCGAACAUGGAGUGUGUGUGUGUGUGUGUGUGUGUGUGCACAGGAACAGACACGUAGCUGCCGGGACACUAAGCUCUGGUUUUCUGCACCAGCACCACUGCAGAUCUCUUGCCUUGUUUUUAUGCGUCAUUCAUGUACACUUUCAGGACCAAAAAAAAGUUCGGAAUUAAGGUAAAGACGACUCGAAAAAUUAUUUCUGUGGCGAUUUGCACAUCGAAACGAUGACCGUUCUGAUAGCUAGGAAUUAGCCAGACUUUUUGUUUUAAUAAAUAAUUUUUUAAAAACACUAAUAAAAAAAAAACCCCGUAAUUCUAUAGCUGCUUAACUUUUUGUCGAAACGUCUUACUUUCCGUGACGUGAGCGAUAACCCAAGAGAAGUCACUUUUUUUUUUAAAUAUGGUCUUGUUUUAUAUCCUAACCUUUGAUCGAGGGCGAUCAGAAAGUGGGUGGAUUCUGAUGAUCAUCGUUACUGAUCUGUAAAAACACACAUUCCUGAACCCGCCUCCUCUCGGCCCGGCGACAAAACCACCAUCGUCCAUGUGACAUGAGCACUUUCGGGGGAAAAAAGUUCAUUUUAGUGUUAAUUUAUAAAGUUGGGUAGUUUAUUUAUGUUUGGUUUUAGAUAUGAAUAGUUUAGUCUUGUUAAUAGGAUGUCAUUUGAAUGAUGUAGGAGCUGCUGGUUAUAAACACACUACAUACAAAUCAGAAUGAUUCUUUUAAUAACGUUUAUUUUUCCCUCAUCCUCGACGGUUCUAAAUGCUCUAGAUUUGCCAGUAUAUAUUCCAGUGAUGUUUAAGGUUGAUUAAAGGUAGAAUUAAAAAUAGACUUAAUGGCAAAAAUAUUCUCCUCAUUGGUCCAUCUACAUUCCACUGUUUAUAACACUAAUCCAGUUUAAUUCCACUCUAACUGAAGCACUGUGAUUAAAUCAAAUGUUCAGGAUGAGGUAGAGAAGAUCCACUGAUGUUCAGGAGUAUUAAAGGGAAUCAGGAGGAAAUAUCUGUCAACAGUUGCACCGUAUCUUAUCAAUGAAACUGGAAUAGAGUUUCGUCAAUAAAAUGUUUCAAUUUUCUCGUGAA